Molecule: messenger RNA, 2960 nt
Organism: Nicotiana tabacum (common tobacco)
Lineage: Eukaryota; Viridiplantae; Streptophyta; Magnoliopsida; Solanales; Solanaceae
Product: U-box domain-containing protein 35-like
Biological process (GO): protein ubiquitination; protein phosphorylation
Molecular function (GO): protein kinase activity; ubiquitin-protein transferase activity; ATP binding
Source: RefSeq, a predicted model, not a curated record
AUCAUGUCAAAGGUUGUGUGAUACACCUAUUUAACCUUGUUUCCUUCUUUAUUUAGUAUGAUACAAGGAACUUAAUUUCAUAAUGCCUGCUUUUAACUACAUAAGAAGUCCAUCACGUAUUAAGAGAGCAUUAAGUUGGAAAGAAACUUUCAUUACUGAAGAGGACUGGCAGAGUAUGGAGGAGAACGAUAUAUCGAAAAUGGAAGGGCAAGGAACAAUGCAAUCUCCACCAUCUUCAGUUGUUGCAAUAGCAAUAAGUGGGAACAAGAAUAGCAAAUAUGUGGUGAAAUGGGCAUUGGACAAAUUUGUUCCAGAGGGAGAGACGCGCUUCAUGUUGCUACAUGUCCGCCCUGAGAUCACUGCAGUUCCAACUCCUAUGGGAAACUUGAUUCCUAUUGCACAAGUAAGAGAGGAUGUAGCAGAUGCCUUCAGGAAGGAAGUCGAGUUACAAGCAAGCGAAAAGCUUCUUCCGUACAAGACGAUGUUUAUUAGGAGAAAGGUGCAAGUAGGAGUUGUUCAAAUUGAAUCAAAUGAUGUUGUAAAUGCAAUAGCAGGGGUAGUAUCUAAAUGUUCUAUCAACAAGCUUGUCAUUGGAACCUCAACUCCUGGCCUAUUUUCAAGGGGAAGAAACUUAUCUGCAAGUAUCUCAGAAACUGCUCCAACCUUUUGCACAGUUUAUGCUGUGUCGAAGGGAAAACUGUCGUCAGUGCGUCCCUCGAGUUAUGAAAACAAUGGAGCUGUUACAGAUGAUAGUAGUGAUACAAGUGGUUCUUCCAACAAUUCUACAGGCCAUAGUUUUAGCUCUCAAGCAGAGAGGACGGAUCACAGCUCAACUUCACCUGCUUCAUACUCUCAUUUGUAUUCUCCUUCUCGUAAAUUGCAACGCUAUCAAGCUAAAUCCCCAACACACCACGCCCUGCAAACACUUCUCCAUAAGAGAACAAAUAUUGGUGAAACCAUCCAAUCUAGAAGUUCAUCUAUCGAAAUUGGAGAAGCGUUUCAAGCCCUCUCAAUUAAAAACAAUACUAAAAGAGCAAAUCUGAGUGAAGUCAUCCAUCCUAGAGCUAUGACUAUUGCUACUGGAGAAGCCGAGGAUGACAAAAGUUGCUAUUUCAGUAGCUCAGGAAUUACUGAUCCCAAUAGUCUUAAUUCAAGUUUCAAGAAAGCAAAAGUAGACAACCAACAAUGGUCAACAAGUCAGUCUUCCAACUCAGAUGCUCCAACAGAUUCUUCAUCUGGAAGUCAGGUUAACAUCAAUUAUGACCUAGAAAAGCUGAGAAUUGAGCUCAGACAUAUUCAAGGAAUGUAUGCAAUAGCUCAAACUGAGGCAAUAGAUGCUUCUCGGAAGCUGAAUGAAUUUCAGAAGCUUCGAGUGGAUGAAGCGAAUAAACUGAUGGAGAUAAACCUUAAGGAGGAGGAAGCCAAAGAAUUAGCAGAACAAGAGAAGCUAAAAUGUGAAGCAGCAAAGAAAGAAGCAGACUAUGCAAUGGAAUGUGCUGAAAGAGAAGUUGAGAAAAGAAGAGCAGCAGAGAGCAUUGCAAACCGGGAGGCUAGAACGAAAGAAAAGCUUGAGAAAUCAUUAGUGCUACCUCUCCAUCACUACCAGGAAUUCACAUGGGAAGAGAUUGUGACGGCUAGCUCAUCUUUCUCUGAGGAUCUUAAGAUAGGAAUGGGAUCAUAUGGAAUGGUUUACAAGUGCUAUUUGCAUCAUACAUCUGCAGCAGUGAAAGUUCUUCAUUCCGCUGAGGCUCAUAGAACUAAGCAAUUUCAACAAGAGCUUGAAAUAUUGAGCACAAUUCAUCAUCCUCACUUGUUAAUUCUACUUGGCGCAUGCCCUGAACGCGGUUGCCUAGUAUACGAGUACAUGGAGAAUGGAAGUUUGGAGGAUAGGUUGAUAAGGAAAAACAACACACCUCCACUUACAUGGUUUGACAGGGUUCGGAUAGCUUGGGAAGUUGCUUCUGCUCUAGUUUUCCUACAUAACACAAAGCCAAAACCGAUCAUACACCGUGAUUUAAAGCCAGCUAACAUACUCCUUGAUCAUAACUUGGUGAGCAAAAUUGGAGAUGUUGGACUUUCAACAAUGGUUCAGUUAGACUCUUCCUCAGCAAUGACGGCAUACAAAGACACGAGUCCAGUUGGCACACUUUGCUAUAUAGAUCCUGAGUAUCAAAGGACAGGAUUAGUCUCUACAAAAUCUGAUGUUUACGCAUUUGGAAUGGUCAUUCUGCAGUUGCUUACUGCGAAACGUGCCAUAGCUUUAGCCCAUAUGGUAGAAAUGGCAAUCGAAGACGAUAACUUAGUGGAGUUGCUGGAUCAAGAAGCCGGUGAAUGGCCUAUUGAAGAGACAAAGGAAUUGGCUGUGCUUGCUAUAAAAUGCACUGAGCUUCGACGUAGAGACAGACCUGACUUGAAAGAUGAAGUUCUCCCUGCUUUAGAGAGAUUGAAAGAAGUCGCAGAUAGAGCUCGAGAUUUGAUAUAUAUCCAAUCUCCAUCUCCUAGCCACUUCAAAUGCCCCCUACUCAAGGAAGUGAUGCAAGACCCUUGUGUUGCGGCUGAUGGAUACACUUAUGACCGGAAGGCAAUAGAGUCAUGGCUAAAGGACAACGAUCACUCACCGGUGACUAAUUCACCAUUACCACAUAAACACCUGCUGCCAAAUUACACACUUCUCUCUGCUAUCAAAGAAUGGAAGUCGGGGAAACAUUGACACACGACUUUCAGCUAUAUUCUUGAGCUUCUUUAAGAAAGGAAUCUCUACCACUUGUACAUGCAACUUUUAGUGUUAGACGACAGAUUAGUCUCCUAGAUACAUGCUUUGGAAAUGAAACAACUGAUUGGAAUAUAACGAAUCAAAGGCAAAUUCAGCUCACUGAUGAGCUACAAUGUAAAGAAUUUUUCCAAAUAAACGCUUGAGAUGUUAACAUAAAGUACAUUAAUGUUGGAUUCUCACUUUCAUG